Lactuca virosa is the source of this 1371-nucleotide messenger RNA. The record is from the annotation of a GenBank genome assembly. NCBI's taxonomy places the organism in Eukaryota, Viridiplantae, Streptophyta, Magnoliopsida, Asterales, Asteraceae.
GGGAUUAGUUUUGCUAUUUACAGCAACCUUUUCCUUUCCUUUUCUUGAAACAAAAACGUUUCUCUCUCCCCGUCUCUCUCUCUCUCAACACAUCACUUUCCUCUCUUUCUUCUAUUAUUGGUUAGCAGCUGGAUAUAUCUAUCUAUCAACACCCUCCUCUCAAAGAAUCAAACAGGUAAAAGAGCGCAACAAUCCACCAUUCUUAUACCUAAAGAGUUGCAUGUACAUCAAAAUACGAUUAUAGUUCCUGGAUUUCUUCUAUUUAAAAGGUUUUCGUGGGUUGUUUGCCUUGUUUUUGGAGGCUUUUUAAGAGUUAGAUCUAAAAGAUGAUCAUACCUAGCUGAAAAACCACUUUUGUUACUAUCAUUUUUGGGUGCGAUAGAGCUAUCAAUAGUCUUAUCUCAAAACUCUCUCCCAAUAUAUAUACUUUGAGAAAGAAAAGAAGUAGUUUGACUUUCGAGGGACACCAAUGGCGAGGGAGAAGAUAAAGAUAAAGAAAAUCGAUAAUAUAACAUCCAGGCAAGUGACUUUCUCAAAAAGAAGAAGAGGGCUUCUGAAGAAAGCCCAAGAACUUGCUGUUCUUUGUGAUGCUGACGUAGCUCUCAUCGUCUUCUCGGCCACCGGAAAACUCUUCGAGUAUUCAAGUUCCAGCAUGCAGGAAAUGCUAGGAAAGUAUAAGCUCCAUUCCAGUAACAAUCGGGAUAAAGUAGAUGACCCUUCUCUCAACCUGGAGCUAGACGAAAGUGAUGAAGUAAGAUUGUCCAAAGAGAUCUACGACAAGAACCGUGAAUUAAGGCAGUUAAGAGGCCAAGAGCUUCAGGGAUUAACCAUAGAAGAACUUGAACAUCUAGAGACUGUACUCGAAGGGGGCCUAAGCCGUGUGCUUCAGACAAAGGAUGAAAAAUUUGGAAAAGAGAUAUCCAGACUUGAAGAGAAGGGAGCUAAACUGAUGGAAGAGAACAGGCUGCUCAAACAAGAGAUGAUGAUGAUUACAAAUGGAAAGAGGCCGGGAACAACCGAUAAUGUGUUAAAUAAUCCUGAGGAUCAAGGUAGUUCACCAUCAUCUGUCACCACACAUGUAAAUAGCUGCAAUAGUGAACCUCCGCUUGAGGAUGAUGGCUCAGAUACUUCGCUUAAACUCGGGUUAGCGUUUUACUAAUGCUGAUAGAGUCAGAAGAAUGUUAGCUUUCAAGGGAUUGAGCAAAAAGUUGAAAUGAGUUUGAUGCUUUAAUUUGUUGUUAAAGAUUUUAUCGAGACUGUUUCCCCUUUCAUCAUUUCUUAUUUAUUCAUGUAUACUGCUAAAAUCUAACCUAGUUAUACAGUAUUUGUAAUAUUUGUAUAUCUUGUUUAUGUAUAAUUAGUUGAAAGUUA